Symbiodinium necroappetens is the source of this 4639-nucleotide messenger RNA. NCBI's taxonomy places the organism in Eukaryota, Dinophyceae, Suessiales, Symbiodiniaceae. The record is from the annotation of a GenBank genome assembly.
AUGCAUUCUGACGGCUCUUGUUCUAUCAGCUGCAGCCAUCGAGCACAUGAGUCUGUCGUCGUCAGCCUCUGUGACCUGGAUCCCACUCAAUACGAUCACGUGUUCAAAAUCACACGUGUGUCCCAUGAGAACGAGACAAGCCUGUUUGACUUGGAUAUUUCACAGGAAACAAUGAACGGACUCACUGGAGGCGAUGUUAGUGGUGGCAAACUUGUAGCAGUCUCUGCAGUUGAGUUUCUUGACGCACUCAUCAACCCGGAGCUGUGGCACGAUGACGUUCUGCACAUGCCCGAGCCGCAUGCUGCUGAAUUGAUUCUGGCAGAAAACUUGCUUUCUGAAGAUGAAGACGAAGACCUUGGGCCUGUACUCACCGACUCGGUGUCCGAUGCUUCUAGCGAAGAAGGUUUCUGGGACGACAGACCCGACUGGUAUGAACGUGCUAUGGCCCGCCGUGGGGCGAGGCUGCUAGCUGAAGACUGUGUCGGAGGUUCGGAUGAAGCCUUGGCACAAACAUAUCUCGCAGCACGAGAACUGGCGCUCGACGUCAUGAGUCAUCCGCUCUUCGGGGUGGCAAGAUUUUCGUUGACCGUGCCACGCACCGUAACAGCGAUCUACAUUGGUGCCAAGGCGACGGCAAGCAACCAAAGGUCUUACAUGAAGAUUGCCGCUCCUUACCAGGAUUCUUGUCAGCUGUCUGUGGGAUACAGCGGAUCACCUCCCCAGGAGUUUCCAUCGAACAUGGUCAACCGUUUGCUGACUCCUCCUGGCGCCGCUAAUGAGUUUAUGUUCUUGUGGUCCAACAGUCGAUUGCAGCUGUAUUUGAACAGGCAAAAAAUCGGUACAGCUCACCUUGAAGAAGGUUUUGCUGAGAUGCCGGGAGCAUUUUCCUCAGUAUUCGUUUGGGUGAUUUCAAGUCCAUUCGCGACUGAGCCGCCUACUUUCAGUACUCUGCUGUCACCCAUUGAUCCUGGGACUUUGGUGAGGUGCUACUGCUGUGGCCAUCAGGAAGCACUGAGGGCAUCUCGCUGUGACUUCAUUGGUGGGUCUUCCCGCACAUCCUGCGACAAUGGCGUGCUCACACUGGAGGCAGCUCAGAGGGAGCGGCUGAUCAAUUCCAGACUACAGGCCUGCAAACGGAAAGCAAGCCAAGUGGCGUUGUUGGAUGGCUUCAAGCCAAGAAUUCGACAGCCAGUCUCGUUUUCUUUCGCGAUUUCGCCAUUGGCUUUCGACCCAGAGACUGCGCCGAAUGUCGAUGUUCUAAAGCUCCUGCACGCGCACCCGAGAGACUUCAGAAUUCGUUUUCAGGCAUCAGACCAUACCUACUACAUCGACGGCGUACAGACGAAGGGGUCAGUCACUGGAAUGAUUCAUGCUUUCUCUCAAACUUUUGACGCCGAUGUGGUCAUCAGCAAGAUGAUGAACGGCAGAAAUUGGCCUCGGGCAGGGUACCUCAAACAUGAGGUGUCCUUGACAUGGAUGAGCCGUCUUUGCGUUCAUUGUCCGGACCUGUUGCAUUUGUAUGCCGGCAACCCCAGAGAUGAUGGUCGCAUCAGCAAAGCUCUGAGAGAUAUCGCCUGCUACCAUGACAUCUCAGACGAACUUGCUCAGCUGACGUUGUCUCGUGAUGCCAUCAAGGCCAUGUGGAACGCUGCCGGGCGAGAGGCGGCCCACUAUGGCACUUAUAUGCACUAUUUGUUCGAAGCGCUCCUCAAUGGCUACUCGGUGCCCACCGUCUCGCCAGAGGUUCGGAUGCUGCAAUCCUUCCUACGUGGCGUUACAGGAAAUUCAACGGCUUGGCGAACCGAGUGGACUAUUUUCGGGGACGCAGAGAGGCUUGCGGGUUCCAUUGAUUUUUGCAUGCGGCUACCCGAUGGAUCUUUGAUGUUGGUCGACUGGAAGCGCACCUCUGGAUUGCAUGGAAAGUACCAAGCAUACCAGGCCAUGCGUCCGCCAAUCUCUCACAUCGCGGACUGCGCAGGGAUGCACUACAGGUUGCAGCUGAACGUCUAUCGACAUAUAUUGGAGAAGUAUUACAAUCUCAGAGUUUCACGUAUGUUGGUAGUGUGCUGUCACCCUGAACACUAUCCGCAGGCCUUCGUAGACGAUGUCCCGAGACUUGAGAGAGAAGUCGAAGACCUGCUGCAGGCCUGGAUCGAUGUUAGCGGCGGAAGUCAGGCGCAACUUCCAAACCCCCUGGCGAAGGCAAUUCGAGAAUAUCUGUUCUUUGACAGGGUAAGGCUUCUGAAGCACUUUGCCCUACAGAAUAUUCAUGAAAUCACUGCAUUCCCUCGUCUUUGGACGUUGUUCCCAGCGCCCUUUAGUUCGCCACACAACGACCGCGAUUGGCGGUUCUGGCUGAGUUCCGCGAUACAGCACUGUCACGCAGCAAGCCAGGCGAUGCCACGGGACAUCGUCUUAAGGCAGCGAAGUGGAUGUACUACCACUGAUAUGGACCGCUGCUCAAAACGGCUCUUCGCCCAGGUCGUUCUCCUGCUGGAGUUGAUCCCACACGCAGACGUUGUGGAUUUCUCUCUUUGGCCGUCUCCUUUUGAUACUAGCAUCAGCAAGAGAUGCUGGGAGAGAUGGUGUCUUGACAUGCGGAGUGCUAUCAGGGUCGUGAACGGUGACGGUGGCGUGGUGACUAACAGCAACAGACCUUCUCAUGUUUCUUCGGAAACUGUCUCCAGCAAUCGACGCGUGGAUGUUGAAGGAGGAUCUAUUUCCCCUGGCAGAGUUUGCUCCAUGCCUGAAGAGAUUCUGAAAGCCUUGCCUGGGCAUUUCUUCUCUUACAGGUAUUUGGGAGCCCUGGCCGCAGUCUCUCGAACCUUGCUUGCUGGAGUGCGAGAUCGGAGGCUGUGGAGAAACAAGAAUAUAUUUAUUGACAACAUCGAGUUCCAGGAUGUAGCGCUCUUGCGCAGAAUGGCCGAUUUGUGGGACGGAUCCCGCAGCAUCAAUGUAAACCUGGUGCAGCUCAGCAUGUUCCUUCGGUUCCCAGACAAUCUCAGACUAAUGUGGGAUGCUGAAGCCAGUCCGCCCGCGGAAAUGGGAACACAAAGCUUUUAUGGCAUCGUGUCGAGGCAGCCCCUCAUGGGCUAUGCGCACUUUGACCUCGUCGUUCCCUCCACCGUGACCGGCCUGUACAUAGGCGUCAAAGACUGGUCUUCCACCAGGAGGUCUUACGUCAGAGUCGACAAUGUGUUUGGCGCUGGCAUGAUUUGGUCAAUCUCGCUGGGCGGGAGUGCCCCGGUGCCUCAUCAGCUGAGCAAUCCACAUGUUCUUUUAGCAGAGCAGCCGAACCGCGUACUGCUGUCUUGGCAACAGGAUCGUUUCGAGUUGAUCAUGAAUGGGCACAGACUCAAUGCAAGAUCUUCAGGGCCCGGCCCGGCUGCAGCUCCGCCUUUAUCUCGUCUAUUUAUCUGGAGCUUUACAAGAGGCCAUCAAACCGGUGAGAUGCAGCAUAAGUUGAUGAACGUCACUCCACAGCCGAGUCCUGUCAUGCUGAAUGCCCAGAUUCGCUGCGCUGUGUGUCAUGCAGACAAGAGUCUUCUGUUUCCGCAGUGGUGCAUCUGUCCAAGAUGUUCCACAUGGUCAUGCGCUCGUCAUGUCGGCGAGUUGCCAUGGAGGCAGUGUCCUCGAUGUCCAGCAUUGCUUGCAGACUAUGUCGGAGGCUCUGUGAAGGCAGAGCAGACAAUGUUCGGAGGCGUGUCCCCGCUGUGCUGCCCGACAUACAGUGACAGUGACAAGGCUUCCAGAGUUCGGGCGCCGCUCGGAAACGCUGUUGUGGAUGUAUGCGGGGGUGCCUCGCAAGAAGAAAGUCUCAUGCCAGAAUUCGGUAAUCGUCCGGAUGAGGAUGACGAGAUGGACAUUGCGGAAUUCCCAGCUCCUGAGCAAGAUGACGCGGCCUCAGCGAAAGACCAUGAGCCAAAUCUCACACAGGACUUGGAAGAAAUGGUGGAAGAAGUGCUGUUUAUGCAGGAGAGUGAAAGCAAACGGUCGGAUGAUGUACUGGGAGUUGCACGCAAGAGGAGAUUGUUGCCAGGAGCCGAUACCACAGCAUCAGAUUUUGCAGCCACCUUUGCCGCCUUGCGUGAUCGUGCUGACAACUCUUUCGCGAACGUCCAGCGCAUGCACCUGGCGCAUGAGCUUAGUAUACCGGAGCAAGUCAGGCGACUGCGGAACCAGAUUCUGCAGCAGUUUCCAGGGCUGAACGAGCAGGUCCUGCGCGUGACUAUUGGCGCCUUGUCUGUGUAUCGUCUCAGGCUCACGGACAUGCACGUCAGGGAAAUGGUGUUGCUGCUGUGGGUUGUCGAAGGAGAGAGUCACAUGCGGUGUCACAACGGAAAUUUAUAUUUUUUCCAUUCGGGGGCCUUUGCGAUCCAUCGCGGCAUUCCACCGCAGGGCACACUGGCAAGAUGCAAAAGAUUUUUUCUGCAUCUCGAAGGCUUCUUUCGCUUGAUGGGAAAUGCGCAGCUGAUGACUGACGACAACGUUCUGAGCCAGAUGGAACGCUUGCUUUCGGAUAACAACGACUCGGCGCAGCAGUUUUUGAAUAGCUGCGAAGACGCAGCGCGUGGACAUGUGCCCGCGCGUGGUGGUGUUCGGAGAGGUCGAUCUGUUUUUGCCGAUGCCUUAAAUCCCG